This is a messenger RNA of Mauremys reevesii (Reeves's turtle), 903 nucleotides long. RefSeq names its product immunoglobulin superfamily member 1-like. The coding region runs from base 1 to 903 and encodes 300 amino acids. Gene Ontology annotation, biological process: cell surface receptor signaling pathway. The transcript is spliced from 4 exons. Gene Ontology annotation, molecular function: transmembrane signaling receptor activity. The record is from RefSeq and is a predicted model, not a curated record. Lineage: Eukaryota; Metazoa; Chordata; Testudines; Geoemydidae.
AUGGGGGAUGCCUGUUUGGAACAGGUGGUGGACGUGGGGACCGACCGUCCCGCAGCCCCGGCCCUGUCUGUGAGCCCUUGGCACCCCGUGUAUCUCCCUGGAGAAGCUGUUACCCUCCAGUGCAUGGCUCCCCCUGGAGCUCACCCAGUUACAGGAUUCCAGCUCUCCAGGGUUGGUGGAAGGAACCUCUCGUCUGGAAGCAGUGACGCCCACACCCUGAGCAUCACGGGGCUCGGUGAUGCUGGGUCCUUCACCUGCCUGUACUGGAUAUGCCCAUCCAGCCGGUGUAUCCAAUCCUGGGAGAGCCGCCCCAUCUCCAUCAGUGUAACAGAUCCACCUUCCCGGCCAGUGCUGAGCGUAGAUCCCCAGUCAGGAGCGGUGAGAGAAGGGCUUCCCCUGCUCGUCACCUGCAUGGCCCCCGGUGACACUGGCGAUCGGAGGUUUCACUUCUACAAGGAUGGAGACGAGCUCGUUCCUGGGGACGUUGAGUCUGAGAUCAGCACCACAGAGCCCAGCACCAGCUCUGCGAACGUCUCAGUGCUCAGCAUCCCCCGGGCCAGUCCCAACAACACCGGGGUAUUCACCUGCGGGUACGAGGAGAAUGUGAGUGGAAGGUGGGUCCCAUCCCCCAGGAGCCGGGCCGUGAACGUCACCGUGAACAUCACAGAGACAGGUGAGUUUCCCUGUCCAGAGAGCGUCUGCCCAGCUCCGGUAGAUAGAGCAUCACUUUUGGUUCCUGACCAGGCCCUUGUCACCUUUUCUCUUCUCUCACAAGCAGCCUUGGCCCAACCUAGGAACAUGCUGCUGGCAUGUGGGAUCCUCGUGGCUCUGGGCAUGGUUCUGGCUGCCCUCUUCUGGUACUGCAGGAGAAACAAGAGAGGCCAGAGAACUUCCACCAAAUAA